CGGGAGCGUGGGGGGGUGGGGAAGGACUCCGGCGCCCAGCCUCCCCUACUUCCUGGCGGGUGUCAGGUCCCACCCUGAAGAGGAUGGAAGUGGCCGGCGGCCCCAGGGCUCCAGAGCCUGGGGAGAUCCGGGCUCUAAAACAGUGUCUGCUGAGCCGCAAUCAAAGCCGGGAACAGUAUGGCGUGGCAGCCUCCUCCCUGGAGGAGCUGAGGAACAAGGCCUGUGACAUUCUGGCCAUUGAUAAGUCCCUGGCACCCGUCACCCUGGUCCUGGCAGAGGAUGGAACCAUAGUGGAUGAUGAAGAUUACUUCCUGUGUCUUCCUGCCAACACGAAGUUCGUGGCGUUGGCUGGUAAUGAGAAGUGGGCGUACAACAAUUCAGAUGGAGGCACAGCUUGGAUUGCCCAGGAGUCCUCUGAUAGAGAUGAAACAGACAGCGGGCCUGGGUCGAAGUGGAAAAACGUGGCCAGGCAGCUGAAAGAAGACCUGUCCAGCAUCAUCCUCCUGUCGGAGGAGGACCUCCAAAUGCUCAUCGAUGUUCCAUGUUCGGAGCUGGCUGUGGAGCUGUGCCAAAGCUGCGUCGCGGUUCAGGGGCUCCAGAACAUGCUCCAGGAGGUGCUUGACCAGAGAGAGGAAGCCCGUCAGUCCAAGCAGCUCUUGGAGCUUUACCUCCAGGCUUUGGAGAAGGAGGGCUGCGUCUUGUCGAAGCAGCAAGAGUCCAGAGCCAGCUACGGUGAUGAGAGGGAUGCAGUUGACUCGGGCAUCAGAGAGAGCGCCUCCGCAAUUGCGCUCUCGAGACAGGUCCUUAUCGCGCUGAAGGAGAAGCCCGCCCCAGAGCUGAGUUUGUCUAAUCAGGACCUGGAGCUGGUUGCCAAGGAGGACCCUAAAGCACUGGCUGUUGCUUUGAACUGGGACAUAAGGAAGACGGAAACGGUUCAACAGACCUGUGGUCAGGAGCUCAGCCUGCGCCUCCAGCAGAUCCAGAGCUUGCAUUCUCUGAGGAGCCUCUCAGCAAGAAAGAACUCACUGCCCGGAGAAGCGCAGAACCCCAAACGAGCCAAACGAGACCUCACGUAGCCAGCAAAGACACCAAAGAAAACUUGGGGUUUUGUUGUCAGUAAACACCUUCAGCCUAAUUAUCGUAGCUGCUUACAUCCUCCUCUGCCCCCUGCCUUUGAGAAUGUUCUGGACCGGCUGGGAAGCUGGCUGCACGCCCUCUUCAGAAAAGCUAUUCCAGAUCUCCACCCAGGAGGUCUGUCUUGAACCACAGAGGCACCAGUGAUAGCCCACCUCCCCGUGGCAUGGUCUUACGUGCUCUGUUUAAAAGUAGCCAUGAAGGGCAGUGUCAGGAAAUUGUCAUAUUUCAGACUCACUAUUCUUUUUUUUUUAAUUCUACAUCCAACAAAUGGUAUAUACCUCUUUCAUGGUUCAUUCUGUUGAGCUACGCAGCCAUCAUAGUAGUAGACCCAGUAUUCUUGUUCCAAAGGUAGAAUCGUGAAUUUUAAACACAAAUCAUGGUAGAGAAGGUGACAUAACAGAGGGUUUAGUAUGGCUACAAAAUUGUUUCUCAAGUUAAUGAAAUUUUUCCUUUGUUUUAAGGCACAUAUUAAAUUUGCAGACCACAGGGAUAUCCAGCGUCUCAUUCACCAUUUCUAAUAUCUAAUUCAGUAUCAUGAAAUUAAUGUUACCACUGUGAAACUUUGCAGUUUUCUAAUAUAUUUUAUCAGCAGGGGGUAUAAAAAGGUCAUUAAAUCCAUCUCCAUGUGCUAUGGCUCCAGGUCUCUCUGGGUACAAAACAGAGACUUCUGGUUUAUGCUCCUCCUGUUUCUGUACAAACUUGUUCUUCAAGUCCUGUAAUCUAUAAUACAGCAUCUCUUGCAGGAAAAAAGAUAAUGA
This is a messenger RNA of Sus scrofa (pig), 1895 nucleotides long. RefSeq names its product DNA fragmentation factor subunit alpha (gene DFFA). NCBI's taxonomy places the organism in Eukaryota, Metazoa, Chordata, Mammalia, Artiodactyla, Suidae. Gene Ontology annotation, molecular function: deoxyribonuclease inhibitor activity. Gene Ontology annotation, biological process: apoptotic process; apoptotic DNA fragmentation; negative regulation of execution phase of apoptosis. The record is from RefSeq and is a predicted model, not a curated record. Gene Ontology annotation, cellular component: chromatin.